AACUGUAACAGCAGCUUAACAUUUUUGCUCACUGUUACGUAGCAUAACAUGUUUGCUCACAGACACAGCGCGUGCAAGCAUUGCAGCAACAUAGUGCGCAAGCGAGAGAUCCGAUGUUCGACUCAAACCACUGACGUAGCAAUGAGCACAACCAGCAGCAAUAACAACAGAUGCCCGAUAACAUUAUAAUCGAAUUUGUUAAAGCGUGUGGGUGGCUGUGUUUUUGUUGUGGUCGCUAAAUGCCGUGAAAAAAACGCAAAUUAAUUGCUGAAAAUAUUUAAAGAAUGUGCUAGCUACUUAGUACUUCUAUAAACAUAUGUGAUGAAAUGUUUUAGUUGGUAUUUUCAUUAUUAAAAGUGCGUUUUAACGUUUUGCUCUGCGCGUGUUCUUUGUUUUGGUAUUCGUUGUGGUUUCGGUUGUUUACGAAUCAGAGUGUGGGUGCAUAAAUGACGAGAAACUAGCGCAAAUUAAUAAAUUCUGAAUGAAAAUGCCAAUGAAAAGUCAGCAAACUGCACAAAUCAUGAAUAAUACUAACAACAACAAAGUGUUGCUAACGCUGACUGCGCUGCUGCUGUCGCUGCUGUGUAAAAGCAGCGGCGUCGCUGGACAUUUAAACGUCUUUCUAAAUAACGAGGAGGUGAUGACUUUGCUGGGUGUUUCCGCUGAGGUUUAUUAUGUGCGCGAGGGACACAUCAAUAACUACGCCCUGAACUUUAUAGUGCCGGUGCCGGCGAAUGUGCACGAGGUGAGCUUCACCUGGGAGUCCUUGGCCGGUCGUCCCUUGCCGUACAGCAUCAAUGUGGUGAGCUCCGAUCCGGAGGUGCUGCCACGCCCGUCGCUGAAUGUGACGUACAUAGGCGAGAUACCCACACAUAUACAGACCUGGGCGGUGGCGCUGCAGUGCAGCGGCGUGCGCGCCGCCGAGGUGGAUAUAACGAUAAGUCUGGAUGUGGUGCUGAAUCGUUUGGUGAACAAUGUCACCCACUUGGUGUUUCGCCGCAAGAAGAUUUGUCUGCUAAACGACAGCGAGGGCGAGCAGGAUGGUCAGCAAUCAUAUGGAGCGGAUGGCAUGGAUGAGCCCAAGCCGCUGGAGACGGUGCUGCCGCCGCCCACGGGACUCAUUACACUUGUUGUGGGCGUAACUGUGGCCAUGAGCGCCGUUUGCCUGCUGCUGAUUAUUGCGUAUUGUGUGCGUGGCGCCGCCGCCAAGCGGCAGCAUCAUCAUCAGCAUGGCGGCCAGCCCAUGCGCACGUCCAGCUUCCAGCGCCUGAAUACGCAGCCGCCCUGCCAGAGUUCGUUGAAUGGCUCGGCGGCUUAUAUGACGCCGUCGCUGUUGCAUGCCUCAUCACUGCCACGCAAGCUGCCUGUGUCUGUGGAGCAGCAGCAGCAGCCCGAGGAGCUGCAUCGUCGCAUCUCGGAGCUGACAGUGGAGCGCUGUCGCGUCCGUCUGUCCAGUCUACUGCAGGAGGGCACAUUUGGACGCGUCUAUCGCGGCACCUACAACGACAAUCAGGAUGUCAUAGUCAAGACAGUGGCGCAGCAUGCCAGCCAGAUGCAGGUGCUGCUGCUGCUCCAGGAGGGUAUGCUGCUCUAUGGCGCCUCCCAUCCUGGCAUACUCUCUGUGCUGGGCGUCUCCAUUGAGGAUCACACCACACCGUUUGUCCUCUAUCCCGCUCUCAAUAAUAUGCGCAAUCUCAAGCUCUUUCUGCUGGAUCCCGCCUGUGCCCGCACCAUAACCACCAUACAGAUUGUGCUCAUGGCCUCCCAGCUGUCCAUGGCGCUGGAUCAUCUGCAUAGUCAUGGCGUGGUGCAUAAGGAUAUUGCCACAAGGAACUGCGUCAUUGACGAUCAGCUGCGCGUUAAGCUCUCCGACAGUUCGCUCUCGCGCGAUCUCUUUCCCGCUGAUUAUAAUUGUCUGGGCGACAGCGAGAAUCGUCCAGUCAAGUGGAUGUCGCUCGAAGCGCUGCAGCAUAAGCAAUUCUCCGAAGCAAGUGACUCCUGGGCCUUUGGUGUGCUCAUGUGGGAACUGUGCACCUCGGCCAAGCAGCCUUAUGCCGAGGUGGAUCCCUUCGAAAUGGAGCAUUAUCUAAAGGAUGGCUAUCGCCUGGCGCAGCCCUUCAAUUGUCCCGAUGAGCUUUUUACCAUCAUGGCCUAUUGCUGGGCUCUGCUGCCCGUGGAGCGUCCCACAUUUGCCCAGCUGCAGUCUUGCCUCUCCGAUUUCUAUGUACAGAUAACGCGCUAUGUCUAGGCCAAGCCAAGCGCACAAAGUGCUUCCACGAAUUCCUUCACUACACUAAACUUAUCCUAGCUAGCUAAAGUAUGCUUAGUCCUUAUACAUUUAUUAUAUUGCCAAAACUGAAACGACAACAACGAAGAUGGAAAAAUAGAGUCUCAGCUGUAUAUAGUUUAUAGUUUUUAGUUUAACACUCGAAGACUCUAGUGCACACACACACACACACACACACUUACAUAUGCAGAGAUAUGCGACUUAUAGAGAUUAUAUAAUGACUUUUUUUUUACAUGCAUCAUUUUUUAUACAUCACAAUAGCGAAUGAACCUUGGAAACGAAAUCAAAUAUAGUGAUAUUUAUCAAUAGAGUUAUUAGAAUUAUACACCAAUACGCAUAAGCAUAAGUACUUAUAAAUAAAGAUCACCAACAUAUUUAUACAAUUUAAACAUAUG
Messenger RNA from Drosophila busckii, 2682 nucleotides. It is a transcript of the gene dnt, whose product is annotated as tyrosine-protein kinase Dnt. Gene Ontology annotation, molecular function: ATP binding; protein kinase activity. Bases 482 to 2248 code for a protein of 588 amino acids. The transcript has 4 exons. The record is from RefSeq and is a predicted model, not a curated record. Gene Ontology annotation, biological process: positive regulation of kinase activity; protein phosphorylation; cell surface receptor protein tyrosine kinase signaling pathway. Gene Ontology annotation, cellular component: signaling receptor complex. NCBI's taxonomy places the organism in Eukaryota, Metazoa, Arthropoda, Insecta, Diptera, Drosophilidae.